UUUGGGCAGGUGAGGAAGGAGCGGCCGGGGCGGGGGAAAUUGUGCCAAUGUCAUCGGGACAGAGGUCCGGAGCUUCUCACGAAACACGGAGGAACUGGGGAAGGGUGACGCAGUACGAUGAGGUCCCUCGAGAAAGCCAGCGUUCCCAUCCUUCUCUGGAGGAGGACGUCACUGCACUUAGUGCAAAGCUGUUGAAGGAUUGUGAUUUAGCAGUGAGUGCAGACCCCCUGCCGCCCCCACCACUGCCUCUGCACCCACCAGUUGGCCCCGAGUUCUAUCCGGAUGAAGCUGAUGAGCCGGUGACUUCCCUGGAGCUGAAGCCGGUGCGGCGUUUUAUCCCAGAUUCCGUGAAGAACUUGUUCAGAGGGAGAAGUGACGAUCCACAGGUGAACAUGGCUCUUAGCAAUACCAGCGACGGAGUGGAGUGCUCACCACCCGCCUCCCCCACACCCUCUGUGAAGGAAUAUCUCGGGCUGGAAGGGCAGGCAUCCGGCACCAGCUCCUACCGGGAUCCCUACGGAGGUUCAGGGGGAAGCUACAACUCUCGGAGAGAGGCUGAGUUGAUGCUCCCCCACGACCCCUACGAUUCGUUGGAUCGCCACACCCGCACCGCCCGGAGCUACCAUGACAAAGUGCAAGAGUACAACCUGAAAUACUCCUACAUGAAGUCGUGGGCUGGCUUGCUGCGGAUCCUGGGCGCCAUUCAGCUGCUGUUUGGGGCCGCUGUAUUUGCCUGUGUCUGUGCUUACAUACAUAAAGACAAUGAAUGGUACAAUAUGUUUGGUUACUCUCGGCCGUACAGUCACGCUGCCAACAGUUUGCAAGGAGGAUACUACUACGAUGGGCCAAAGACACCUUUUGUUAUUGUCGUCGCAGGCUUGGCGUGGGUGGUCACCAUCAUUCUCCUGGUGCUGGGGAUGUCCAUGUACUAUCGCACCAUCUUACUGGAUUCUAACUGGUGGCCGCUGACCGAGUUUGCCAUUAAUGUCGUUCUUUUUAUCCUCUUUCUGGCUGCUGCCAUCGUGUACCUCAACGAUAUGAACCGCGGCGGCCUCUGCUAUUAUCCCCUCUUCAACACCCCACUGAAUGCGACGUUUUGCCGCGUCGAGGGAGGACAGAUCGCUGCGGUCAUCUUUCUCUUUGCCACCAUGUUCCUGUAUCUCAUCAGCUCCAUUGUCUGUCUGAAGUUGUGGAGACACGAGGCAAAGAGGAGACACCAAAACUACGCUGAGUUUGAGCUGAGAAGUCCGGAAACUGGGACAUCCACAGAAACGCAGGCAUGGCGAUCUAAAGAGAAGUCUGUUGUAACCAACCCAAGUCACAAAGAGCAGCAGCCAAUAGAAGUGAAACCCGCAGUGCUAAGUGGGUCCAUUCCUGCGGGUCACAUUCCGAAACCCCUCAUUAUGGCUGACUACCUGGCUAAAUACCCAACUAUUCGAACACCUGAGGAGCGGGAGCGCUACAAAGCUGUAUUCAACGACCAACAUGCAGAAUACAAGGAACUUCACGCAGAGGUGCAAGCCACUCUGAAGAAGUUCAGUGAGAUGGAUGCCAUGAUGAGCAGACUCCCUCAGCAUGCAGGAUCCCAGCAGGAGUAUGACAGGAUUGCAAAUGUUUUCCAUGAAUAUCAGAAGAAGAAAAAUGAUCCCACCUUCCUGGAGAAAAAAGAACGUUGUGAAUAUUUGAAAAACAAGCUCUCCCAUAUCAAGCAGAGAAUUCAAGAAUAUGACAAGGUCAUGAGCUGGAAUGAUAACUAUUAAGGGGCUGACAAGUCCGGAAGAAUCUCAGAGCGAGUUGUCCCUGGUCUCUACAACUGCAUUAACCUGAAGCAAAAAUGCAAAGAAACUGCAGAUGCUGGAUAUCUGAAAUAAAAACAGAAAAAUACUGGGAACUUUUGGGAAAUUGGGCAGCAUUCACAGAGGGAGAUGCACGUUAACUACCUCCAGAACUUCAGAAUGGUAGAAAAGACUGAGGGCUUGAAGUGUUGCGGUUUCCCCUCCAGAGAUAUUGCCUGGCCUAAAGAAUUUCUAGAUUGUUGUCUUUGUUAUAUCUGACUAUUAUUUUGUAUUUCAUAAUUACAAAACCUUACAUUAUUGUACCUCCUGAGAACAUAAAGACAUUUUAAACUUAAUUUAAUCUUUUGUGUUCACGUGUUCCCUCUAGUAUGUGUAUAUAUGACUUUUGAUAUUUGUCUCCUGUUUUAGUUAAUACUUUUGUAUGAAACCCCUGUUUAUAUUCCAUGUGCAAAAAUAAAAUAACUGAGAAUUCUUUA
Mobula hypostoma (lesser devil ray) is the source of this 2272-nucleotide messenger RNA. It is a transcript of the gene marveld2b, whose product is annotated as MARVEL domain containing 2b. Gene Ontology annotation, biological process: bicellular tight junction assembly. Bases 48 to 1760 code for a protein of 570 amino acids. NCBI's taxonomy places the organism in Eukaryota, Metazoa, Chordata, Chondrichthyes, Myliobatiformes, Myliobatidae. The transcript is spliced from 7 exons. Gene Ontology annotation, cellular component: apical plasma membrane; bicellular tight junction; cytoplasmic vesicle. The record is from RefSeq and is a predicted model, not a curated record.